AUGAACAUUACUUCUGAAUGUGAAAAGUCUGUUCCUUCAGAGUUUAUUUCGCAAGACUCACAAAACUUAAGAGGAAUGAUAGAAGAGCUAGCCCAAAUAAACUCAUCUGAUCUCAAAGAGCUUGGUCUUAAAGAUAAAGUUAUAGAAUUCGAUAAAAGUUUUGCCAGAGAACAUAUAUUAGAGACUUUGCAAGAGCUAUUACCCUGGGAUGAAAUGGUUUCAAAAAACCAAGAAGUUACCCUACCUAAUCAAUUUGUUUAUAGUCUACCAGCAAAUUCUGAAAACUUUAUUUUGAGUGAAGGGGUUGCGAAGCAAUUAGGUGGUGAAGAAGUGGUGCCAUCACCUCAAGUAAUGCCUCUAGCAUCAGUGACUGUUCCUUCAGAAAAUACUGGAAUUCAUCGGAAAAAAGCCGGAAGAGGUCACCUCGUGACUAGAUCGAAUAUAGAAAUUGAAGUUAGCUAG
This is a messenger RNA of Racocetra persica, 462 nucleotides long. The record is from the annotation of a GenBank genome assembly. NCBI's taxonomy places the organism in Eukaryota, Fungi, Glomeromycota, Glomeromycetes, Diversisporales, Gigasporaceae.